GUCCAGACUACCCAUAUCCAUUCUCCCCUCUAUCUGCAUCAUCGGCCAUGGGAGUCUUUUCCAUUCUCCCCGAAAGUCUGCAGACGGUCGAGCUCUGGAUCAGUCGAUGUGCACUGAUGUUCGCGCUCCUGGUAAUCGGGCCGUGGCUGGCCUUUAUCCUCUACGACAUUCUGCUCUACAUCUGGCGCACCGCAACCUGGCGGAUCCCAUAUAUCGGCGGUCGAGCACGUGGAAAGCAGCGACCGCGAGCACCGUCUCUCACUGCCCGUCCUAGUGGACACAAGCGGCAACUCAGCUUCAUCUCGCAGAAUUCACCUCGUGCGCCCUCGAAAUUACGAGAGUGAGAUGGAAGUACCGCCGACCAUCAGCCUCCAUCGGCAUCUCCUGGAAAUCAUCAUCGUCGGUACUGUGCACGACGACGACCUCCACCAGAUGACUGAGAUGCUCCGGUCACGCUCGCGAGAUGGCGGCAACGCACAGUCACACAUGGUCGCCUUCUUCUCCCAAGGAUGAACAUUGUCUCCAGCUGAUCGGGGAACGCUGGUAAUGGUCGAGUACUGUACGGUACUGCACGAGACAGCGCUCUUGGGAACAGCGCGGCAAUAGCGUGGCAACGACCUGGCUGGGACGUCCAUUGUCUCGAACAUACCUUGUUGUCUCCGAGUCUCCUCCUCCUCC
Molecule: messenger RNA, 678 nt
Organism: Sphaerulina musiva SO2202
Lineage: Eukaryota; Fungi; Ascomycota; Dothideomycetes; Mycosphaerellales; Mycosphaerellaceae
Exons: 2
Coding region: 48-344 (98 amino acids)
Source: RefSeq, a predicted model, not a curated record